Molecule: messenger RNA, 1596 nt
Organism: Purpureocillium takamizusanense
Lineage: Eukaryota; Fungi; Ascomycota; Sordariomycetes; Hypocreales; Ophiocordycipitaceae
Exons: 3
Coding region: 1-1596 (531 amino acids)
Biological process (GO): transmembrane transport; L-cysteine transport
Cellular component (GO): membrane
Molecular function (GO): L-cysteine transmembrane transporter activity
Source: RefSeq, a predicted model, not a curated record
AUGACUGCCAAAGAAGGGACCGCUGGACGCGCCGAAGGGCCUCCUGCGGGCGGGGAUGAGGUGGUGGUUGCCGAAAAAUACGCAGACGAAACGCUGCGCAUCGUGGAGGAGCAUGGCGCGCGGGUUGGCCCGCUGACUCCAGACGCCGAAAAGGCGCUGCGUCGCAAGACGUACUGGCAUGUCUUGGGCGUGCUCUGGACUAUCAACUCUGUCUUGAUUGUGGACAAGUCGACGCUCGGCUACGCGGCCAUCCUGGGCCUCUUUGAAGAAACGGGCAUCAGCAAGGCUGAGUAUAACAACCUGGGCACUUUCUUUUACGUCGGCUACCUCGCGGCGCAGUGGCCCGGCCACUACGCCAUGCAGCGGCUCCCGCUGGGCAAGUUCGUGGCCGGCCUCGUCUUUACAUGGGGCGCCACGGUCCUGCUGCACUGCGCCACCACUGGGUACGCGGGGCUCGCGGUGCUGCGCGUCGUGCUUGGCGCGAGCGAGUCCGUCGUCGUGCCGGCCAUGGAGAUGACGAUUGGCAUGUUCUUCAACCGCAGAGAGCAGUCGUUUCUACAGCCCUUGUUUUGGGUCACCGCUGCCGCCGGUCCCGUGUGCGCCGCCUUCAUCUCGUACGGGCUGCUAUGGAGCCGAAGCAGAGAGGUCCUCCCCUGGAAGCUCAUCAUGAUCGUGACAGGUGGCGUCUCGGUGUUGCUGUCCGUCGUGGUGUGGUUCCGCUACCCCGACAACCCCGGCACCGCCCGGUUCCUCACUCUCGACGAAAAGGUGCACACGAUCCGCCGUGUUCAGGAGUCCAGCCAGAGCUCCAUCGAGCAGAAGCAAUUCAAGGUCGCGCAGUUUCGCGAGACGCUGCGUGAUCCCGUUUCAUGGCUAUUUUGCCUGCAGUCCUUCACCUCCAUGAUAUCCAACAAUCUCACGUUAGGGCAGCAGAACCUCAUCACCAAGGCGCUGGGCAUCACAAGCCUGGGCUCGACGCUCGUGGCCGCCGCGGGAAGCAGCUUCGGCGUAGGCACAUAUCUCGUUGGUGCCAUUGCCCUCUACCGGUGGCCCUCAAAUCUCGCGCUCCACAGCUUCGUCUGGAGCAUUCCGUCCAUCGCAGGGGGCAUCGGCAUGGUCGCCAUCAGCUGGAACCACCAGCUUGCCUUGUUGGCAUGUCUGCUCUUGGCGGGACACGCCAACGGCAACACGUACAGCAUCGCCUUGGGGUGGACCACGUCCUCUGCCGCCGGCUACACCAAGAAGCUGACGCGAAACAUGAUGUUCAUGCUCGGGUACAGCGUUGGGAACCUUGUCGCGCCUCAGCUAUGGGUUCCGCGGGACGCACCCCGGUACUACGGAGCUUGGAUUGCGCAGAUUGUUGUCAGCUGGAUCGGCACGCCGUUGGUGCUCUUCGUGAUCCAUAUCAUCUUGAAGAGGAGGAACGCCGCGCGAAGGGCGUGGGCCGCGGGCCUGACCGAGGCGGAGCGACGCAAGCACGAGUUUGGCGAGGUCGAACACGUCGACGAAGCGGGCGUCGUGGUGCGCAGCGAGGUCCGCAUCGCGAUGCUGGACCUGACCGACAUGGAGAAUCCCUUUUUCAUCUAUCCGAUUUAG